UAAGAAUAAUUCAACGUACAAAGUGAAAAAUCAGGAUACAAAGUUAAGGGCUUAACGUGUCUUUUUGUCGUUGAAAUUCAUCAUUUGCUUGAUUAUUCUGUUUAUCGCGAGUGGGAUUUAUUGCCUCUGCUUUCCCGUUUCCGAGCGUCGGUUUAAAAAUAGGAUAUGGGGGAAUGCGUGUCCCUCUGUCUCUCUUUCUGUCGUAAUUUCGCAAUUAAUAAUUGCCUCUGGGCCGGAAGUGGAGCUUCGAGCUUCUUAAAGCAGCAUCCCGGAAGCGGCUCGUCUAACCAGAUAGACGCGACUUCCGUUGUUAAAAUACCAGAGACGUCAAGAGCCAUUCCAGCAAUGCAAAUGAAUUUUCAAUAACAAUUUUUCAUAAAUAAUGCCAUCGCCCUAGCGAAACCGUCGACCCGUUAACGGGUCUGAUAAUUGAGAAUAAUUCCCUGAGCGGUAAUAUUCUCUAAUAAAAAAAAUAUCCCUAUCCUCUCUAAAAGAUAAUUAAUUUGAUUUUUCACUUUUCAGUUCCCGUUUACAUUUUGGGAAUCGCGAGAAAAGAUCCGGACAAGAUCGGUCCUCGAGGCGGCCCGGAAGUCGCAUUUGUCCUUUCGGACCAACCGCGGAAUAAUGGAGGAAGAGCUGCAAUACGAGGCAUUUCCUGGAGGUAGCCGACGAAGCGUGAAGGCGGGGUACGAGAGAAGGAACAAGAGCGAGACCAAACGCAGCAGCCGGGGUGCAUCGCGGUCUCCAGGUGCAUUUCUCCUCUCCACAAGAAUGUCGACGCAGAAGGAAGUCGAAAGGGCGAAAAAAUCGGAUCCAGGAGCCAGCCGGCACGGGAAUUUCAUGAAUUAUUACCAAUUCCAUCCCGCGGAAGAACGAGUGCGCCAACUUCCGGGCGGCGUGUGGCGGUCCUCCUGUUCUAACCGGAAGUACGUCGGUCUGGACGUCGGCUGCAACGCCGGGGAUCUGACUUUGCUGCUUUACGACUUCCUGCGAGAGCAAGGCCACUCUGAGGUUUUCCUGCUCGGGAUCGACCUGGAUCCCAUUUUGGUCGAAAGAGCGAAAGAGCGAAGUGCCGAAAGGAGCGAAAUAGCUUUCGAGUGUCUCGACAUUUUCUCCAAGAACAAGGACCAGGUCCUCGGGGAAUUCCUCAAACGACUAGGAAGGACUAGCUUCGACGUGGCUUUUUGUUUCUCCAUCACGAUGUGGAUCCACUUGAACCAUGGAGACCAGGGCUUGCGAGAAUUUUUCAAAGAAAUUUGCAAACAUUGCGACAUGGUCGUCGUGGAGCCGCAGUCCUGGAAAUGUUAUAGAAAUGCGUCCAGAAGGUUGAGAAGAUCUAAAGGGGAGGACUUCCCCCUUUUAAGUUCCAUAAAAUAUAGAGAAGACGUGGAAGAUUACAUCGUCGACGUCCUCAGGAACUCCUGCGGGUUCGAGGAAGUCGUCACCACCGAAGACAACAAUUGGCGCCGGAAAUUACUCAUCUAUUCCAAAAAGAAUCAAGUGUAAUUGUUAGAAACACGUACGCGUUAAAUAUUAAUGAGUUUUUUGUUACACAUUAUCAGUUAUGCUUGUGUUCAGACUAAAAUAUUGCG
Orussus abietinus is the source of this 1592-nucleotide messenger RNA. RefSeq names its product probable RNA methyltransferase CG11342. The transcript is spliced from 4 exons. Bases 625 to 1506 code for a protein of 293 amino acids. Gene Ontology annotation, cellular component: cytoplasm. Lineage: Eukaryota; Metazoa; Arthropoda; Insecta; Hymenoptera; Orussidae. The record is from RefSeq and is a predicted model, not a curated record. Gene Ontology annotation, biological process: negative regulation of pre-miRNA processing; miRNA metabolic process. Gene Ontology annotation, molecular function: RNA methyltransferase activity; O-methyltransferase activity.